UUUAAUUAAUAUAUCAUAGACUACGUCUGCUCAGUAUUAUUCAGCUCAGAUAAAGGCAUCACACGCUUUCUUAGAGAAUUUGCCGCGUCAAAGGACUACGAUAUCAUUUCAGCACAAGUAGUUUUAUUAGGCUUCAUAACAACGUUUAUAAAGAAAGCAAAGUCAUCCUUACAGAUUUACGCUUCGGAUAUAAAAGGCUGUUGUGUCCAACUGGCAGCAACAGGAAGUGCAAGAGUUCGUACUGUGGCAAUUGACGCUCUUAUCGCAAUGCUUGAUACGCGUAUAAGCCAUCUGGAUACAUCAGAUUUGAAUAUUGCUAGUAUCUAUAGACGCUUUUCGGACAUGUAUACUUUACCACCCACAAGGUUACCUGUGUCCGUCAAAGCCAAAGUGAUUGAGCUGCUAGGAACAAUAGCAAGGUUUUAUCCCAACCUGCUGAAUCAAAAUGAUCCACAGAUCCUAAAAAGAUGGUGUCUUGAUUCCUUGGACUACAUCUUGAAUAAUACAUCUAAUGACUAUGCAUUUAUCUCUGGCGCAGUCAAUUGUCUAAACACCCUCAUAUCUUCUAAGAACCACCUAAUUGAACCUGAGUCUCGAGAAAGUGAUCGAUUGUUUAAUAUUCUUUUGAAGCUACUCUACAUUCCACCUGACAUCAAUCGAUAUGCAGAUACAAUCGCUGCUUUAGAGCUCUUUACCUCACACACACAUCUCUUUACAAAUUUAAUUCUGCCAAACUGUGAAAAGCUCUACAAGUUCCUGCAGAUCUGUUCCACGCACCAAAACAGGCUUGUAUUUAAGUAUGGAACAUUUGCAUAUGAAAAGUUCUUGAUCGCCUUGACAGAGAUUCUUUGUAAAAACCUUGAUGGUGACCGAGAAAGAUCGGUAUUCUUGUUUUUUAUGAAUGACUUUAUGCAAUCACUUGAACUCGGUAAUGACUUGGAACAUUUUUAUCAAACUUCUGCUGCAAUUCGAGGCAUUGGUUACUUUUCAAAAGUAUGUGCUCACAUGCUGAGCAAGGAAGAGAUUGAUAAACUUUGUGCAGAAUUAGUAAGAAAAAGCAACUGGUUUUAUUCUGACAUGAAUGCAGAACAGCAUGAAUACUUGCGACAUCUGCCUUCCUUCCUCCGAGCUUAUUCUUCCUUUGCAGGACAGCUAGAAUCAGUACCCAAUGAAUUAAUAGUAUCACUCUAUCACAUGUGUGAUAUAUUCAUUCUGAGUUUUGUACGCAUGAGUGGAUAUCAUAGAGUUCAAGGCUCAGCAGCCAUUGUGGGCUUGCUUGAUAUGCUCUAUCAGAGAGGCGAAGGUGUACUCCGUAAAUUCUUGAAUAGAUUCAUUGAUAAGGCGUUGAUUUAUACUUGUAUGGACGUUGAAAUGCCAGAUGGGGGAACAAGACAUGCUUAUCUGGACCUGUUAUACUUUUGGGAAACAUUACUUGCGAAAAAGUCAGCGAAAAGAUUUAUUACCAAUCCAAUAUCUCUGACAGAAGAUGAAGACUCUAAUGAACUGGUAGAACAAAGCGAGCCUGAUGAAGCAGCCAUGCCUCUUGAUCCAGAACAGCCUCAAAGCUCUUCUUUACCGUUUUUACAAGUGCUUUAUGACAUGUUCUUUUCUUCUUUUCUUCACAUGAUGAAGUCAUUCAACUUGAGCUUGAAGAAUACAGAAGCUGAUGAUGCAGAAGCGACCAACUUGAACAGCAUUACUAAUACGUUGCGUCCGAUAAACCAAAAGGAUUUUUUGAUAUUUCAAAAUUUUAUCGAAUUCUGGUGCAUGCUUCUCAAGAAGUUAGAGAACGAAAGAUUGUUUGAUUGUAUGUACAUCCUGGGUACAUCUAUUAUUGAUCAAAGCAUUCAGCAUCCUUUGGUUAGUGGAUUUUAUAAAAUGCUAGCAGAAAUGCUUGCCAUCGCAAAGAAAAACCAUAUAUUUGAUAACUGUAGAAAGCAUUAUCUCGACAAUGAGCUUAUGGACGAAAGAGGGGAAGAAAAGCAAGAUGUGUACGUAACCUACUUGGCAUUUCAAAGCUACGUGAAGGAAAUUUGGUACAGGCUCCAGCAGUUCACUGAUGACCUUUUAGCUUCUUGUUUACGGCUUGUGUUGAUUUAUGCUACAGCAUUCUUUAGUGUGGAAGAACUCAUUUCUCCUCUUGAAAAGGCCUUACAUUUGGGCAUUACCUAUAACCCUUUAGCAGUUGUUGCCAUGGAUACCCUGGAUGAACUCCUAGCCUCUAAGGCAGAGUAUGAAAUCGACGAUACCUUCUUAUCCCGCAUUUUGCCUUGUAUCAAUGAAUAUCUUUUGAUCGGUAUGGUAAAUACAAGUGAGUACGAGGACAGUAAUGGCAUCGACGGUCUGAAGAAACGGCCUUAUAAAGUGCUUACAGCAGCUCAACGUCGAUAUGAAGCCGUCAAAAUAACUACUAGAAAAUCCGAACUUGGUGUAGCUACCAGCGAGUAUACUUCACUUCAAGAACUUCAACUGCGAAUGAUGCGGUUUCUGGGCCGUUUGGGGGGUAAAAACAAACAGUUACUGAUAAAUGAUAAAGACGGCAUGCAAAAGAACGAUAUGUUAGCUUGGGACCCUGUGAAGCGAUUGAAAAUACAUUUACCUUUUCAAAAUGCAAAAGUUAAUAUCUAUAUAGAUGAAUUCCUUCCUCGUAUUUGUGAAUUGGCAGAAUCUUCGCCAGAUAGACGUGUUAAAGUGGCAGCAUGCGAAUCUCUGCACAGUCUUAUCAUUUUGAUGUUAGGAAAUAGUGCACUGCAAAUCAGGAAUACAAGAAAUUCAACAGAGACCAACUACUACAAGCUCUAUGUUCGCAUAUUUCCUAUUGUGUUACGUCUGGCUAUCGACCCUGAUCAGGUAGCAAGGGGCAUGUUUCGACUUUUAAAUUCCCAAAUCAUCCAUUGGUUUACCAAUAAUGCCUAUUAUGAGAAUCCAGAAACAACAGCGUUAUUACAAGCACUGCUAAGCGCCUCUUGUAACUCGGAUGCAAGCUUACGAGAUUACGGAGCAGAAUGUAUUCAAGAAUUUGUAAAGUGGUCUAUCAAACAGACUUCAAGAGUCACGGAUGGAGCACAAAAUAUUAAAUCUUUACUAAAGAGAUUAUACAACCUCAUGUCACAUCCAAGCGCUAUUCAGCGAUUUGGAGCAGCUCUAGUAUUCAAUCGUAUCUAUCGACUUUUCAGAGAAGAAUCCGUACUAGUGAACGAAUACACUCUAGAGAUUUUAGGACAACUCUUCUUUAGCUUAAAGCUAUCAGAUUCAGAUCACCCCUCCAUGGGCACUCAUGAUCAGAUCAUUGAAGCAAUCUCACAUGUGAAGCGUAUCUUGCGCGAAAAAACCUCGAUUUUUUUGGAAAGCAAUCCAAUUAGAAGACCAUUUCUGGGUGAUGACAAAGUCUGUGAUCUUUCUUCUGUCGUAGCAUGGGCUUUCUAUGAAAGCGGAAAGCACCAGCGCGCUUAUGCUAAAGCGUGCAUAGAUUUCUUUAGUGAAUUUGUUCUGAAGCUUCCUGCUGUAGAAACCGGGAAACAAUGGUUAUUGAAACAAAUGAAUCAAGACCCAUUCUUUUUGACAAACAUAUUCGAAACAAAUAAUUUACAGCCUCCAUCAGUUUUCAUCUUGGAAGAAAAGCUAAUAACCACUUAUUUGUCCUGGAUCAGUCAACUGAAUGUCACGGUUGAUGGAUAUAUUUGGUUAACUGAAAGGGAUGUUAUAGACCCUGUGGAGCUAUUAUCUCAAGGAUCAUCUGUAUUUCUAGAGGCAAUAUCCUACUUUAUUCGCAAUGCGCCUGAAGAUGUGUUGCAAGACAAGAUCGAGCAAAAUACCAUUGAAAAAACUAAAAUACAAUCUCUUUAUUGUUAUAUUUCUGCAAGGUUAGUCUACUUGUUUGAUUUGCUCAUCAAAUCUCCGGAGAAUGGGACUACUUGCUUUUCAUUGAUAAACAACAACGCUUCAGAUAUCUUCCUCCAUGAACGCUUUGCAGACGUAGUUGCUAAUAUCCUUUUAUUUCCGAAAAAGUUAUCAGAGGAUAUAGAAGCUAGUCAAAGAAAUAAUGUGACUAACUCGAGUACAAGCAGAAUCUUUCAUCUUGCCAAGCAUUUUAUACUUACAGCACAUGAAAAAUCAUAUACAGCCCUUGUAGACAGUAUUAUUCAAUCGAUGGCACGAAUCACCAUUAACAGUGAUACAAGUCUUGCCAUAAGCUUAGAUGAUAGUAGAGGUCGGUCAUCACUUGUUGCAAUGAUUGGUACGGCUGAAGCUAUAGAGUUUGUGCAAUCCAUUGGCCUACUGGACUUGUUAUGCCAAAAAGCCAACGAGAUAGAAAAGAAGCACCCGAGCACUUCGACUGGCUACUGUACUACACUGUUUAGUCAUUACUUGACAUAUCAUAAAGUAAACACAGAGCCUCUAUGGACCGAACUACUGGGGAAAAUGAUUUCUAUAUCAUUUGCACAGCCAGAACUUGCGGUUGAAGAGACAUCUAUUUUUUUGGGCUUCUCAGGAACUGGUGAUAUUUCAGAUGCAGAAAAGCUAAGCAACUUUCAAAAAUAUAGACAGCGUGUUUAUGAUGCUAUUGCCUAUAACUUUGCCAAAGUUUCAACAUUAUUUAUUGAAAAUAUAUCCCAUCCUCUUGUGGCAGAUUAUUUAAUCUUGCUAUUUGGUUAUUAUAAAGAGAAUAGGAUAAAUCAUAGAAAGGCAGUUGCAAGCAUAGCAGAUUUCCUCAUAGAAGAUCCUGCUCUCUUGGAAGCAAUGGUUUCCGAAUGGAACACUCCAGAGAAGAGACUUAACCUCAUUAUCUGCUUGGAACUGCUGUUUGGCGCUGAUCCCGGUAUUCUGAUAAGGGCAAAAAGAAAGCGUAUAUUUGAUAUUCUUUUUGAAUCAUUCCUUAUACUACUUCAGAAAGACAAUUCAAAUGAAGUUAUCCGCAAUACGCUAGAUUUGCUUCCUGUUUUCAUCACUUUGGACGGCCCUUAUUUAGAAAAGAUAACAGACGCUUUGCAGAUAUCGGUUGUGAGUCAAUUUCCUGCUGUAUCUGCAGAAUUAUCAGUAGGGACAAGGAUAUAUAAUGAAUAUAUAGCUGUUUUGGAUAAACUACUGAAUGUCAUGGUCAGCUUCAAAUCGGUCCCUAUCUUCAAGUUACUAAAAGGAACAUUUGUACAAGAAGAGCAUCACAUCCAUGAGCAAAAGAUCCGUGACUCAAUUGCAAAGUUCUCUAAAAACCUGGGACUCUUUAGCUUUCUGGAUGUUACUCAAGCAUGCUUUGAUCAAUUUAAAGACAAGAGCAUAAUGAUUGUGCACAGACAGAACAUCAUAAGCUUAGUAACAUCAAUGCUUCCUUUGGCAGAUAGUGGGCAUGUUUCUACUUUUUAUGAGAAGAAUAUAGUAGACAUAAUGGAUGUCAUUAUGAGGCCACCUCUCCUACAUGGAACUAAUCAGCAACAUGUUGCGGAUAUGAAGGAGAGGUCUUCAUGCUUCAAACUAAUGCAAAUAUCCUUUUUCAAUCAAAGCCAUUAACCUCUAUUUGCGUGUUUUAUCUAUUAUCCUUAACCUUUUUGCUUACGCUUUAUAUGAGAUUUUGCCCCCAGAAUUAGUAAGUGGACCAGGUAGUCAGAUCAGCAUUACAUA
Rhizopus microsporus ATCC 52813 is the source of this 5616-nucleotide messenger RNA. RefSeq lists its product as uncharacterized. The record is from RefSeq and is a predicted model, not a curated record. The coding region runs from base 268 to 5505 and encodes 1745 amino acids. The transcript is spliced from 17 exons. NCBI's taxonomy places the organism in Eukaryota, Fungi, Mucoromycota, Mucoromycetes, Mucorales, Rhizopodaceae.